AUUUUGACAGUAUAUUUACUCUCUUUCUCUCUCUUUAGAAAUAAAAGAGAAAGAAAUAUCAAGUUUUCCAGUUGUCCACAAGAGGAUCUGCCAUCAUCAAAAGAGGAUAAGAGAUAUAAAAACCAAUAAAAACAAGACUGCAUAUAUUUCUGUUCUUUUUCAAUUUAUGCUUAAAUAAAUUUUUUUCUCUCUUGGCUUUUUUUUCUUGCGUCCCUUUGGCACCGAAAUCAUACGAAGCAUCCCGAAAUUAUAAUUAUUAUAAUAUUUUCUCCUGCAAGUUCAACAAUCAAGACUCAAGUCACAGUAAAUUAUGUACAGUAAAUAGUAAUUAGUAAAUACAUAGACCCUCUUGUUGUUUUUUAAUUUUAUCCUCCUUCUCAAUUUAACGCAUUAUGUAUUAAUAAUUAAUAAUUUAUUGUGUAUGUGGUAUCAUCAAGUCAAGGCCAGGGGUGUGUGUGUGCAUGUGUAUAUAUAAGAUAUAAGAGUGAUAAUAUAAUAAUAACAACAAUAAAAACAACAAUUGGCAAAAUAAUUUUAUUGUUGACUGUAUGAAUUAUUAUUGUGUGUAGGGUGUGUGUAUAUGAUGAUGAUACUGCAGCUAAAUAACUUGUCAUGGUGAUGCAUUUAAUUAAGAAUCAAAAAAAUUUUUUAAUAUUUUAUUGAUAAUAAUAAUAAUAAAUAAAUAAAUAAAUAAAAGAUUGACAACAAGCAAAAAUGAAGCAAUCAUGGAUUAUGUUUUUGUUGAUUGGAAUGAUGGUGGUAAUGAUGAAUAUAUUGAAAAUAGUUGAAUCAACAAUAAUUGAGCCAGUUGAAGAGCUUCAACAUCAUGGUAGAUGUGAAGCAAUAAGAAUACCUCUGUGUCAUAAUCUUCCUUAUAAUGAAACAAUGAUGCCAAAUCAUUUGAGACAUGCAAAACAAGAAGAUGCUGGUCUUGAAUUACAUCAGUAUGUAGCUUUAAUUAAAGUAAAUUGUAGUCCAGAUCUUAGAUUUUUUUUAUGUCUAAUGUUUGCACCAGUUUGUACUGUACUUGAUAAGCCAUUAUUACCAUGUCGUUCAAUUUGUGAAAGUGCUAGAAAUGGCUGUGAGGGUAUUAUGAAAAAUUUUGGUUAUCCAUGGCCACCAAGUUUUGAAUGUGAAAAAUUGCCAGAAUUUGGUGAUGGUCCAAAUGUCAUUUGUGUUGGAAUGAAUAAAUCAUCAUCGUCGUCUUUAUCAACAACACCAUCAUCAUCAUCACUAUCAUUAACAUCAUCAUCAUCAUCAAUAAAACCAUAUUAUUCACCAGCACCACCAGAGUUUAGUGGUGGUGAUGGAAUAAAUUCAUGGCAAAAAUCUGGUUUUGCAAUAACUGGUGCUAGAGAUAUUGGUUUUAUUUGUCCAUUACAUUUUCAUGUACCACCAGAACAUGGUUAUACAUUACAUGUUGGUGAUAAAAUUGUAUCUGAUUGUGGUGCACCAUGUGAUGGUAUGUUUUUUAGUGAAAAUGAAAGACAAUUUGCUAAACUAUGGAUUGGUUCAUGGGCAACACUUUGUGCUGCAUCAUGUUUUUUUACAUUUUUAACAUUUUUAAUUGAUACAAAUAGAUUCAGAUAUCCAGAAAGACCAAUAAUAUAUUUAUCAGUAUGCUACAUGAUGGUGUCACUUGUAUAUGUUAUUGGUUGGAUUGCUGAUAAAGAUAUUGCAUGUCAGGCACCAUUUUUAAAUGAUCAACAUCCACAAGCUAGAAUGGUAUCAACAAUAACUCAAGGAACAAAAUAUCCAAUGUGUUCAUUUUUAUUUAUGACACUUUAUUUUUUUGGUAUGGCAUCAAGUAUUUGGUGGAUAAUAUUAGCACUAACAUGGUUUCUUGCUGCUGGAUUAAAAUGGGGUAAUGAAGCUAUUGAAGCACAUUAUGAAUAUUAUCAUUUUUUUGCUUGGUCAAUACCAACAAUAUUGACUGUUGUAAUAUCAGCAAAAGGAAAAAUAGAAGGUGAUGUUUUGUCUGGUGUUUGUUAUGUUGGAUUAUGGAAUGUCGAGACACUACGACUUUUUGUUUUAGCACCAUUAUGUAUAUUUCUUGUAUUGGGAACAAUAUUUUUAUUUGCUGGUUUUGUAUCUUUAUUUCGUAUUCGUACUGUUAUGAAACACGAUGGUACAAAAACUGAUAAAUUGGAAAAAUUAAUGAUAAGAAUUGGUAUAUUUUCAGUGCUUUAUACUGUACCAGCAUUAUCUGUUAUUGCUUGUUUAAUAUAUGAACAAGCAUACUUUGACAGUUGGAUGACAACAUGGCACAAUGAAAUGUGUUCAAAAAAUGCUUAUUCAAUACCAUGCACAAUGAAUCCACAAAAACGUAAAAUAAAUUCACAUCCAAUAUUUGCAAUAUUUAUGAUUAAAUAUUUAAUGGCAAUGGUUGUUGGUUUUACAAGUAGUGUAUGGGUAUGUUCAAGUAAAACAUUAACAAGUUGGCGUAAAUUUAUAAAUCACAUACGUGGAAGACGAGUUGAAGCCUACGUUUAAUUUAUUUAUUUAUUUAUUAUUUAUAUUAUAUAUAUAUAUAUAUAUAUAUAUAUACCUAUAUGAUACUGCCUGUCUGCCAACUAUAAAGCAUCAUCAUCAUCAUCAUAAAAAAUAUGGACCAAGUUUCUGCAGUUAUUUGGCUUUUAUAAUUGUAUCGUUGUACUAUUUUUAUUGCAACUUUUUUAGUUUUUAUAUUUACCUAUCUCUCUAAUUUUGAAGCUCAGAUUUUUAAUACAAUAAUUAUUAGUUUAUAUUAAAUUGACUGAAUAUAUAAAAUACUCAAAACAAGACUUUUAUAAAUAAAAACUCAAUUUUUUUACUUUGAUAAAUUUAUUUGUGCAAGAAUGUGCUAAAAGUAGAAUUUUAAAAUUGACUUGAUAUAAAAACUCAAGAAACCAGUGUAAAUAAAUAUUAUACUUACUUACUUACUUUAGUUUUUAAUUUUUGAAUUUGUAAAUAUUCGAAAGUCGAGUAUAAUACAAACAAUAUGUUAAAAAUUAAUUGCAUAGCAUCUCUCUGUUGCUUUAAUUUAAGUUAAAAUAAUCAUGAUAAUUAUAUUACUCUUUCUCAUAAAAAAAAAAGCAAUAUAUUGUCAACUAGAAAAAAAAUCAAUUGAUAUAAAUGAAAAAAUUCAUUGUUUUUUUUUUUGUUUGUUUGUUAAUUGAUAACAAUCAUAAAUUCGUCCAUUGUGAACUUUGUCGAGCUUUUUGUUACAUUAUAAGUAAAAUUGGCAAAUUAAAUGAAAAAAUAAGAAAUUUAUAUUUAAAAAAAUAAAUAUAUAUUAUGUAAAAUGUGUAAAAUUAUUAUUACAAGUUACUUUUUAUGAUGAAAAAUAAAAUAAUACCCAUAAACAC
This is a messenger RNA of Aphidius gifuensis, 3347 nucleotides long. It is a transcript of the gene fz, whose product is annotated as frizzled-2. Gene Ontology annotation, biological process: canonical Wnt signaling pathway; non-canonical Wnt signaling pathway. The transcript is spliced from 3 exons. The record is from RefSeq and is a predicted model, not a curated record. Gene Ontology annotation, cellular component: plasma membrane. Lineage: Eukaryota; Metazoa; Arthropoda; Insecta; Hymenoptera; Braconidae. Gene Ontology annotation, molecular function: Wnt receptor activity; Wnt-protein binding. Bases 715 to 2493 code for a protein of 592 amino acids.